This is a messenger RNA of Vicia faba (fava bean), 2475 nucleotides long. NCBI's taxonomy places the organism in Eukaryota, Viridiplantae, Streptophyta, Magnoliopsida, Fabales, Fabaceae. The record is from the annotation of a GenBank genome assembly.
AUGGGUGUGUUUAAUUUAGUGUUUCAUCAUGGGGGAAGUUUCGUGCAAGACGGCCAUACGUAUUAUAGAGGAGGUAGUGAGACUACUGUUGAAUGUCAGGACGAAGAUACAUGGAGCUUUUUUGAAGCUGUUAGUCUGGUUAAAGAUUGGGGUUAUGAAGGUUUUAGGCUAUGGAGAAAGAUUCCGCAAACGGAUGAAGGGUUUACAAAUGUUGUUGAUGAUGCAGGAGCUGUAGAAGUUGCUAAGCAUUGUAUGUCUUGUAGGGUUCACGGUGAUCUUUGGGUAGAGCACGGUGUAGAAGACAUGAUGACCAAGGUUCUGGUACCUAAUGUUGAUGACUUCAGCACCUCUAGUGGAGAUGAUAGUUCUGGUGACUAUGUUGAUGCAAACCAAUGUUUCAAUGACAGUGAAGAGGAAAGAGUAAUUGAAGUAGAAGAAGAUAAAUUUGAACGAGUGGAGGUAGAUGUUCCAGUUAGUGGGAAUAGGGUGGAGAUCGAAGGGAAAUCAUUUAGAUUCAAGCGUUGUGCAUCCAAGGAUCCCAAAAAGAUGAAAGAAAAGAGCAAAAGGGACAAGAUCAGUGUUUUGGUGCCCAAAAGUGUCUUAGGAUCUUGUUCAAAGAGGGCUACAAGGAUAUGUGAAGAUGUGGAUUAUGCUAGUGAGGAACUUGAAAGUUCAGAUGCUGAUGAAAGUGACAUGGAUGACAAACCUUCCAAGCCAAAGUAUGAGAAGUUCAGAUCAGAGCUGCUUAACAAAGACUUUCAAUUCAAAUUAGGUAUGGAGUUCAUUUCUCUUUCUGAAUUUAAAGAUGCUAUCAGGGAUUGGUCAGUAUUAAAUGGUAGAGAAAUAACGUUUGUUAAGAAUGAGAGCUAUAGGGUUAGGGUUGAGUGUAAGAGUAAAUGUGGGUUUUUGGCAUUGUGUAGCAAAGUGGGAGGUAGCCUCAUUUACCAGCUAAAGACUUGGGUGGGGACCCACACAUGUGCAAGGGUAUUAAAUAACAAGUCUGCCAAUUCCAAGUGGGUCUCUAAGUUAGUGGUUGAAAAGAGGAAGUCACAAGGGAAAGUUAAACUGUCUGAAAUUAUGUCUGAGCUUAGACAGAAAUAUUCAGUGGGCAUUACCAAAGGGAAAGCUUGGAGAGCCAAAGCUAUGGCUGAAGAAAUAAUUGAAGGUGAUGCAAAGGAACAGUAUAACAUGUUAUGGAGAUAUGCAGCUGAGUUGAGAAAACAUUGUGCUGGGAACACUGUCAAACUAAAUACUGAGAGACCACAUCCAACACUACCACUAAGAUUUGGUAGAUUUUACUUCUGUUUUGAUGGAUGCAAGAAAGGGUUUACCAAGGGUUGUAGACCAUUUAUAGGGACCAAUAAAAGGGACUUGUUAGUGUCUUUGAGGAAAUGCAUCAGCAAGUUGAACACAGGGAUUGCUAAUAGUGUUGUUAAGCUUGAUAAGUGGAAGCACAAUGUCAUGCCUAAUCCUAGGAAAAGGCUUGAUAAGGAAACAUAUCUUAGUGGAGAAUGGCUGCCUACAUGGAGCAGUGGUGAUUUGUGGCAAGUCCAUCACCCAUAUAAUGGAUUGCAGUUUGUUGUUGAUAUUGGGAAAAAAACCUGUACUUGUUGUUUUUGGGAUCUUGUGGGCAUACCAUGUAGGCAUGUUGUUUCUGCAUUACAGUAUCAAAACUUAGAUCCUGAGAAAUAUGUUGACCCUUGUUACAUGAGAGAAGCUUACAGGGCAUGUUAUGAAAACAAUGUUAGUCCAAUAAAUGGCAUGGACAUGUGGCCAACUGUGGAUGCUGAAGAAUUGUUGCCACCACAAUACAAGAAGGGACCUGGAAGGCCUAAGAAACUGAGGUUUAGAGAGUUGGAUGAGAAUGGUUCAAGGAUGAGGAGGGUAGGUGUAGCAUACAGAUGCACGCAUUGUGACAAAUUUGGCCAUAAUUCUAGGAAGUGUCAAGCUAAGGAGCAAGAUCCUAAUGCACUAAAGAGAAAGAGAAAGACACCUAGGACCAAAGUGUCAAAAAAAUCUGAUGCAAAUGUUGAUACAACUACAACUGGAGGUGGAACUGUGGAUGAAGACCCAGAGAUGGAUGCAUUGCUGAAUAAUAUGAUGGAUCUUUAUGAAGAACAACAAUCACAAGUUGACAAUCCCACACAACCUACUGCUAUGCAACCUCCCCCAACACAUGAAUCACAACCUACUGCAAUGCAACCUCCCCCAACACAUGAUUCACAACCUGCUGCAAUGCAACCUGACCCUGCUGCUACUAAUGUCAAAAAGCCUUCAGCUAGGAAAAAGCCCGUGGCCGUGCCUUGGAAGCGAUCAAGAAAGAGAGUCAGUGAAAGAUUGAAGGGAGUGAGGAAUGCUAAAAGACAUGGUGGGCCUGGAUCAACACCUGAUGCACCUUUGACCAUAGGUGAAGAAACUGGUGGUAGUACCUCAAAGAAGAUAUCAAGGAAGAAGAGGAAGGGCAUUGAUCAGUAG